ACUCAGUGCUGACAAAUGGGUUACAAUAAUGAAAACAUAAUGUGAAAUUGGGUGUUUCACUGAUUAAUUGAACAGGAUCCUUGUAAUGUGCUCUAUGAUACAUGAUUUUUGACAGCCACAGGAUUUCUGAUUUAAGUAACUAAUCAUCAUGGCUGACCCUGUUGUUCUGCGUAGCAUCAAGAAGCUGGGGAACGAUAACUAUGUUUUUGACUUGGAUGGCAAAGGCAACGGCUUCAAGAAAUCAGAGAACUUCUAUACGUAUGAAGAAACUUCUAUAGAGAAGAAAAGUGAAAAGUCAUCAGAAAAGAAAGGAAACAAUGUUCGUGUUGGCUUCUUUCAGCUGUUUCGAUUUUCUUCAUCUAUGGAAAUUUUCAUGAUGGCUGUUGGUAGUUUCUGUGCUAUUGUUCAUGGAGCAGCCCAGCCAGCUGUUUUGCUUGUGUUUGGUGCAAUGGCAGACACAUUUAUUGAAUAUGACAUUGAAAUGCAAGAGCUUAAAGACCCAGGCAAGAUAUGUGUAAAUAACACCAUAGUGUGGAUUAAUGGUAGUAUCCACCAGAAUGAAAAGAAUGCCACAAUAAAAUGUGGGCUGCUGGACAUUGAACAAGAAAUGACCAGGUUUGCAGGUUACUAUGCAGGAAUUGGUUGUGCCGUACUUGUGUUAGGAUACCUCCAAAUCUACCUUUGGGUUAUGGCUGCAGCUCGUCAGAUUCAGAAAAUCAGGAAAGCUUAUUUCAGGAAAGUAAUGCGAAUGGAUAUAGGCUGGUUUGACUGUACAUCUGUGGGAGAACUGAACACCAGAAUUUCUGAUGAUGUUAACAAAAUUAAUGAGGCUAUUGCUGACCAGGUAGCAAUCUUUAUCCAGCGCUUAACCACCUUUGUGUGUGGAUUCCUACUGGGAUUUGUCAGUGGCUGGAAAUUGACCUUGGUUAUUAUUGCAGUCAGCCCUCUGCUUGGGGUUGGAGCAGCAGUCUAUGGCUUGGCUGUAGCAAAACUAACGGGACGAGAAUUAAAGGCUUAUGCAAAAGCUGGAGCUGUGGCUGAUGAAGUGCUCUCAUCCAUCAGAACAGUGGCUGCUUUUGGUGGGGAGAGGAAAGAAGUUGAAAGAUACGAUAAGAAUCUGGUGUUUGCUCAGCACUGGGGAAUUCGGAAAGGAAUAAUAAUGGGAUUAUUCACUGGUUACAUGUGGCUUAUAAUUUUCCUGUGUUAUGCAUUAGCCUUUUGGUAUGGCUCUAAACUCGUCCUUGAAGAAGAGGAGUAUUCUCCUGGCACUCUUCUCCAGGUUUUCUUCGGUGUUUUAGUAGGAGCUUUAAAUCUUGGCCAGGCAUCUCCAUGUCUGGAAGCCUUUGCCACCGGACGUGGGGCUGCAGCAAAUAUUUUUGAGACAAUAGAUAAGGAACCUGUCAUUGACUGCAUGUCAGAAGAUGGCUACAAGCUGGAUAAAAUACAAGGUCAAAUUGAAUUUCAUAAUGUUACAUUCCAUUAUCCCUCCAGACCAGAUAUAAAGAUUUUGGAUAACCUUAAUAUGGUUGUUAAAGCAGGGGAGACGACAGCUUUUGUUGGAGCUAGUGGAGCUGGAAAAAGUACAACAAUACAGCUCAUCCAGCGUUUCUAUGACCCCACUGAUGGCAUGAUUACGCUGGAUGGCCAUGACAUUCGUUCCCUUAAUAUCCAGUGGCUACGCUCACAGAUUGGCAUUGUUGAACAAGAGCCAGUGCUAUUUGCCACCACGAUUGCAGAGAACAUUCGCUAUGGUCGGGAUGAGGCUACCAUGGAAGACAUAAUCAAAGCAGCCAAACAGGCCAAUGCUUACAAUUUCAUCAUGGACUUGCCGCAGCAAUUUGACACUCAUGUUGGAGAGGGUGGAAGCCAAAUGAGUGGAGGUCAGAAACAGAGGAUAGCUAUUGCUCGAGCUCUUGUGCGAAAUCCGAAAAUCUUGCUACUGGACAUGGCUACGUCAGCACUUGAUAAUGAAAGUGAAGCUACUGUCCAAGAAGCACUUCAUAAGGCUCGCCUUGGCCGCACAGCAAUCUCGAUAGCUCACCGCCUGUCAGCCAUCAAAGCUGCUGAUGUCAUCAUUGGGUUUGAGCAUGGAAGAGCUGUGGAGAGAGGAACUCAUGAGGAGCUCUUGAAGAGGAAAGGCGUUUACUUCAUGUUGGUGACCUUGCAAAGCAAAGGAGACACAGCUCUUAACAGAGAAGGAACAGAAACAGCAGAGAAUGACGUGGUUGAGCCAAAUCUUGAGAAAGUCCAGUCAUUCAGCAGAGGAAGCUAUCGGGCCAGUUUGCAAGCUUCACUUCGGCAGCGCUCCAGAUCUCAGCUUUCUAAUGUGGUUCCUGAUCCUCCAUUAUCCAUUGCAAAAGAUAAUGCAGAGUCUAUGUAUCUUAUGUCUUCUUGUGGAGAAGAUGAUGGACAAGAAAAAGAGGAAUCUGUUGUUGUGAAGGAAGAUGUCAAGCCUGUUUCAUUUACCAGAAUUUUGAAAUACAAUGCCUCUGAAUGGCCUUACAUGGUGCUUGGAUCUCUGGCAGCAGCUGUGAACGGAGCAGUCAAUCCACUCUAUGCCUUGUUAUUCAGUCAAAUCCUUGGGACCUUCUCUAUUCUUGAUGAAGAAGAACAAAGAAUUCAAAUCAACGGUGUCUGUCUGCUUUUUGUCUUUAUUGGAAUUCUUUCAUUCUUCACACAGUUUCUACAGGCAUACACCUUUGCCAAGUCUGGUGAGCUGCUUACAAGACGGUUAAGAAAAAUUGGUUUCCAGGCUAUGCUAGGGCAAGACAUUGGUUGGUUUGAUGACCGGAAGAACAGUCCUGGUGCUUUGACUACAAGACUUGCAACAGAUGCCUCACAGGUCCAAGGGGCUACUGGAUCACAGAUAGGAAUGAUUGUCAAUUCCUUUACCAACAUUGGGGUGGCCCUGAUCAUUGCUUUCUACUUCAGCUGGAAACUGAGUUUAGUUAUACUGUGUUUCCUGCCAUUUUUGGCCUUGUCUGGAGCUGUGCAGGCUAAAAUGCUGACAGGAUUCGCCUCUCAGGACAAGAAAGCGCUGGAAGCUACUGGACGGAUUUCCAGCGAAGCCCUCUCUAACAUCAGGACUGUGGCUGGGAUAGGGAAAGAGGAAACGUUUAUCAAGAAUUUUGAGAAGCACCUGGCUAUGCCCUAUAGAGCUGCAGUCAAAAAAGCACAUGUUUAUGGGUUCUGCUUUGGCUUUGCCCAGAGUGUAGUGUUCAUUGCCAACGCCGUCUCCUACAGAUAUGGAGGGUUCCUAGUUGACACUGAAGGCCUCCAUUACAGUUUUGUGUUCAGGGUGAUCUCUGCUAUCGUGACCAGUGGAACUGCUUUGGGAAGAGCUUCUUCCUACACCCCAAACUAUGCCAAAGCCAAAACAUCUGCUGCACACCUUUUUCAACUGGUUGAUCGCCUUCCUAAAAUCAGUGUUUACAGCGAAAAAGGGGACAAAUGGGAUGAUUUCAAGGGAAACAUUGAAUUUCUUAACUGUAAAUUCACAUAUCCUUCUCGGCCUGAUAUUCAGGUCCUGAAAGGACUCUCUGUAGCUGUUAAGCCCGGACAGACUUUGGCAUUUGUUGGAAGUAGUGGUUGUGGUAAGAGCACCAGUGUCCAGCUUCUGGAGCGUUUCUAUGACCCCGAGAAAGGCAGUGUGUUAAUAGAUGGACACGACACCAAGAAAAUUAAUGUACAGUUUCUUAGAUCAAAAAUUGGAAUAGUGUCCCAGGAACCUGUGCUAUUUGACUGCAGCAUUGCUGAUAACAUUAAAUAUGGCAGUGAAACCAAAGAGGCAACAAUGGAAAAAGUCAUAGAAGCGGCCCAGAAGGCCCAGCUCCAUGAUUUUGUCAUGUCACUGCCUGAGAAAUAUGAGACUAAUGUAGGGGCUCAAGGAUCCCAGCUGUCUCGUGGGCAAAAACAACGCAUUGCUAUAGCAAGGGCCAUCAUACGAGAUCCUAAGAUUUUAUUACUGGAUGAAGCGACAUCUGCCUUAGACACAGAGAGUGAAAAGACUGUGCAGGCAGCACUGGAUAAGGCCAGAGAAGGGCGUACUUGCAUCGUCAUUGCUCACCGCUUGUCCACGAUCCAGAAUGCUGACAUCAUCGCUGUAAUGUCACAAGGAGUCAUCAUUGAAAGGGGUACUCACGAUGAACUGAUGGCCAUGGAAGGAGCUUAUUAUAAGCUUGUAACCACUGGAGCCCCAAUUAGCUGAAUUAGAAUCACAGAAUAGUUUAGGCUGGAAAAGACCUUUAAGACCAUCGAGUCCAACCCGUAACCUAACACUGCCAAAUCCACCACUAAACCAUGUCACUAAGUGCCACAUCUACACCUCCAGGGAUGGUGACUCCGCUACCUCCCUGGGCAGUCUGUUCCAGUGCUUGACAACCCUGUUGUGAGCUAAUAGUUCCUAAUAUACAAUCAAAACCUCUGUUGGUGUAGCUUGAGGCCAUUUCCUCUUGUCCUGUCACUUGUUACUUGCAAGAAUAGAGCAACACCGACCUCACCUGACUACAACCUCCUUCCAGGCAGUUGUGGAGACCAAGAAGGUCCUCUCAGCCUUCUUUUCUCCAGACUAAACAGCCCCAGUUCCUCCCCACCCUAGUCAAAGCUGUGAAAUAGAUUUUGAAUAAGAAUAAAUGUUUUAGUUACAUCAAUGUAAAAUCCUACAGUUAAUCAUCACAGUUAUUUAAAUUACUUCUGUUGAGAUGGUGAUGGAUAAUAUGUUUCCUUCUUUUUCAGAAGGCAAGACAAUGAGUAUUACAGAAAUGAUUAUAUAUUCAGUACAGGUGGGGGAGAAAGCGCCAUAAUUAGCUCUUUGUAUUAAGCAGAGUUGAUAAAUACAGUAACAAUUAAUUCAGAAAUAACAAAGGUCAGGAAGAUUUUCUUCUUGCAGAAGCCCAUAUCUGUAACAUGAAUGUUAUUGUCUGCAGGACAACAGAACUCUUCCCUUUAGUCACUGCUUCUCAGAGACAAAGCAUAUAGAAAUCUGUCUAAAUUACAGUUUCAGAAUUUAAAUCCUGAUCUCAAGUAAUAGAGUAUUAACUGGAAAAGUCAUUCUUCAUGUCCAAAAAUCUGCAGCUGGGGGUGGGAUUCACUCACUUUAUAACAAACUACACCACAAUGGAGUUUCUUAUAAAACUAUGCAAACAGUACAAACUGCUGGAACUUGAAUAGGGCUGUAAGGGUGCAAGUUUUAUUAGGAUACAUCCCUUCAUUCCAGGCAGCAAAAACCCAAUUUCAUCUUUUAUACAACCCCACGAAUAGAAUUUCAACAGACUCUACCGUAAUCAGGUAGCUGACACUGAAACAUCAGUUUCCCAAGGAACUCCAUAUUUUAAUCCCUAACUAAAAAUGAAAAAAGAAGCUACAUUAUUUGCAUUCUCUUUUAAGCGUUUCAGCCUUUUUAUGUUAUAGAACAAUAACUAGUAUGGAUGGCUCAGGACUGAAACUAUUGACAGAGUAACUGUCAAUAACCUAUUUACAUACCGUAUAUGAUAUUUAAUUUAUACUAGUAUUUAAGGCCAUGGAAAAAUAAUGUCUCUUUAUUAAAAACUACAAUUAACAAUA
Molecule: messenger RNA, 5562 nt
Organism: Cuculus canorus (common cuckoo)
Lineage: Eukaryota; Metazoa; Chordata; Aves; Cuculiformes; Cuculidae
Gene: ABCB11
Product: ATP binding cassette subfamily B member 11
Exons: 29
Coding region: 149-4207 (1352 amino acids)
Biological process (GO): canalicular bile acid transport; transmembrane transport
Cellular component (GO): membrane
Molecular function (GO): canalicular bile acid transmembrane transporter activity; ATP binding; ABC-type bile acid transporter activity
Source: RefSeq, a predicted model, not a curated record